CGUAACUGCCAGCAUCUCUCUUCUGACACUGCUCGUGGCGUUCAUCGCCGAGCUCGUAGUUGGAUAUCGCAAAAUGUAAUACAAUACCGCACAAGAAAUAUGACAGUUAAGGUAUUCAUUGACCUCGCCACACAGCCGUUCGUUGCUGACUUGGUGUUUCCCGACGGACUUCCAAGAGGUGGUUACGUGACGCUGUUUGUUGGAUGCUGCCAACGAACUCCUCAGCCUGGAAAGCAAGUUGACCGCAUACCUUUGCAGCAAGGUGCCAGUUCAGGUUCGGCAAUACCAGUUGUGAGAAAAACAUGCCACAACCAGACCUACACGGAAUUCUGUGAUGGAAAGAUUUAUGUGCGAUAUGGGUCUGAUGAAAAUGGUGGCACGAGUUUCCCUUGCAACCUCAGACAUUCUUUUGAAUCUGGUGUAUUGACAGAGCAGGAGCACCGCAGACUUCAUAUUCAAAGAGAAGUACCCGAGCUCUGUGGAGACAUCACACCCAUCCAGAAGGCUGGGGAUUGCCGUGACUGUUAUUACUGCGGAUUCAUAAGCUCUUCAAGAGAUCAAUCAUCACAUCAUGAAGUUAAUCAUGGAGGAACUGCACAGUCAUGCAUACUGUGCCGCCGUGUCUUCAAGAGCGAAUCCACUCUCAACAAGCACCUGUGCCUUCAUGUUCAAAAUGGAUUCCACUGCAGUGUAUGCAGGAAGUCCUUCCUCUCAAAGGAGCUACUUGCCAAGCAUGUGGAAAGGAAUGCGUGUAGCCCAGGUCCCCGGGUAGAACCAAUGCAGCGACUUGAGACACUGCCGGCCGCAUUCUUCAAUCCUGUUUCAUUGUCACCUCCUGAGGCUACUUCUGUCGAUGCAACAAUUUGUAGCGUCAUUGCCGAAAGCCUUCAUGACCACAGUACAAGCCACCUCGAAGUGGCUGACACUGGUGACACUGGAAGUGGGACAGCUGGUGAAUCUGCCAAUGCACCUACCAUUUUGUUUGGGAAGAAAACUGGAAGUGGGCAUGAGUUGCUGGGAGCCAUCCGUGCUCGUCGACCUCGUUUGCCAUGCCCGCACUGCCCACGAUUUUGCUUUUCACAGGCAGCUUUGCAGGUCCACUUGAGGCGCAAGCACAUUACCAAUGCACCCCUCAAAUGCCCCCACUGCCCGAAACGGUUCUUUGUUGAUACCGUAUUCUACAAGCACCGGUCCAUCUGCAUGCGCAAAGGAAAGGAUGUUAAAGUUUAUCUUACGGAAUCCAAAAAUAAAUGGAACAGGCUCAACUGUGAACACUGUGAAUUCUUCACUCACCGGUACCAGAAGUUGACGGACCACUAUGCUGAAGAUCACCCGGAGCAUGCUUUGAGCAUUUGUGAAACGUGCCAGGAUCGUUUUGCUCAUUAUGCUUACAUGCUGAUUCACCAAGUCCAGGUGCACCUCCUGUCGGAGGAGAACCAACCACAGAAGUGCAGCCUGUGUGACCUGACCUUAGACGGCGUAGAUGGGCUCAGAGACCACCUAUUGGAGGUUCACGCACCAGCUCCCAUAUUCCGCUGCUAUGACUGCUACGAGCGAUUUUCUACUGCUGCCGCCGUGUUGCGCCACAGAAACGAAAAGCAUAACCCAAAGUCGCGCAAGUGCCCAGACUGCCCAAAGACCUUCAAGAAUGCCCUUGCGUGCCGUCGGCAUGUGCUGUACACUCACUACAGCUCGCGUCUGGUGAACUCUUGCAAGCUCUGUUUUAGGCGCUACAAGAACCUGCUCACACUUCGUUAUCACAUGGCAUUGUCACAUAUAAAUGAGCUAUCAGAAGAAGAGAAGGCAUCACUGGAGCCGCUGAAAAAACACUGCGCUCAGUGCGACUACGUGACCUUCAAUCGGCGCAGUAUGGUGGGUCACAUGCGCCGCAAGCAUGGAGAAAUGCUCCAGUGUCCGCAAUGCCCAAGCCGAUUUGCUCAAGUGGCUGAGCUUACACGCCACCAGAGAUUGAGGCACAGCUCUGUUGGCCGCCAGCAGUGUCCCCACUGUCCUCGUGGCUUUGUUUGCCCCAAGUUGUUCGGAGUGCACCUCAGCAUGCACCAGGAGGGUCGAGGCCAUGAGUGCACCGUUUGCAAGCGUCUGUUUGAGAGCGAAGCCAUACUCAAGCACCACAGUGACUCGCACACAAGCGCCAGCAAUCGUCGCUGCAAAGCCUGCCUGCGUGUGUUUGCGACUACCUACCACUUGGCAAACCAUGAAAAGAUACACAGCACACAAGCCCCUGAUGGUACAGUGGUGAUGACAUGCACAAGUAUACCUCCUAAACCCAUUAAACGAAGAAAAGAUCGACGGUCUUUCACACUUACGUGCGACCAGUGCCACUUGCGUUUCAAGUACCAGAGCAGCCUGUCCGCUCAUAAGAUGGCACUGCAUGGAAAGCGCUCAAAGGAUGGAAAGUCAUUCACCUGUGAGAUAUGCCAGGACAGCUUUGUAUCAGUGUUGGGCCUGUCAUCGCACAUUCGCACACAUACGGGCGAGCGGCCGUUCUCAUGUGAAGAGUGUGGGGCCAGCUUCAGCCAGGCAAGCACACUGCGAGAACACACGAUCCUCAAGCAUAGUCGUGCCUUCCGAGAGACUUGCCCCCUCUGCUCCAAGGGUUGUGUCUCCAAGACAAAGCUGAGAAGACAUCUCCAGGCUGCUCACAAGGCCGUUCUUGUCUGUGCCCAGCCUGCAGCACCUAGGCGCUCAACGUCCAGUGCUGCGUCAACUCCGGCCAGAGUAGCACAACCCGCCACUUCUGAUGACACUCACACAUACCUCUUACAAGACCUAGUGAAUACGGAGGAAGCAUACGAGGCACCCGAGGAAGAGGGUGUGGUGCUGCAGGAAGGAGAACUGCAAGAGGACUUGGUGCCACAAGUGAUGACAGUGCCCACACAAGCGGAAGGUGGCAACCUGGCAGUGGCAGUAGACAGCAUCAUCAACCUGAUGGUGUGUGACACUCUGAUAGAGACCAACUGCAUCGAGUUGACGAGUGAAGAAGCACACGGAAAUGAAGAAGGUUGAUGGCAGCUAUUGUGGGAACCUAGAGCACUGAUUAAUGGUUACAUUAACUUGCUGAAUUUGUUGAUAGCUGCUGCCAGAAUUUCUGACACUUCUGAAAAGUUUUCGAAGUGCUUAGAAAGUUUUAAGAUGUUUUCAUGCAUAAAAUAAAACAUAGUUUUGAUACUUA
Molecule: messenger RNA, 3193 nt
Organism: Dermacentor andersoni
Lineage: Eukaryota; Metazoa; Arthropoda; Arachnida; Ixodida; Ixodidae
Source: RefSeq, a predicted model, not a curated record